UUUCAAUUUUCACCUCACAAAAUCCACCGAGCUGGCCCGCACCACGUGUUUUCUUCUUAACAUGCUCCACCAAAACGCACCCCCUCUCUUAUAAUUCUGCGCUCCUCCGAUGGUGCGCAUGGAGAUACCCAGUUCCCGCGACUUGCUUCCCUCUCCCACCACCACCGCUUCCGGAUCCACCAUGCCACCUCGGCCUGUUAAAAUCAUCCCUCUCCAGCACCCCGACACGACGUCGUACGGCAGCCCAGGUGGAUUCGGCAAUUCUUCUUCUUAUUCGUCUUCGUUUUGGUCUGACUCCCUGUUUUCUGGAGUCCGGGGGAAGAUCAAACGGAUGACGCUUAUCGAUUGGAUCGAGAUGUUCCUUCCUUGUUGCCGUUGGAUUCGGACGUACAGAUGGCGGGAGUAUUUCCAGGUUGAUCUCAUGGCCGGUACCACCGUUGGUAUCAUGCUUGUUCCGCAGGCUAUGUCAUAUGCAAAAUUAGCUGGGCUUGACCCAAUAUAUGGCCUCUACUCUGGCUUUGUGCCAAUAUUUAUCUAUGCCAUAUUUGGAUCAUCUCGGCAGCUGGCAAUUGGUCCAGUUGCAUUGGUCUCCCUUCUGGUCUCCAACGUGUUAAGUAAAAUUACUGAUUCAUCAGAUGCAUUAUACACAGAACUUGCUAUAUUGUUAGCACUGAUGGUUGGUAUCCUGGAAUGCAUAAUGGGGCUAUUGAGGCUUGGAUGGCUCAUUCGUUUCAUUAGUCAUUCUGUGAUUUCUGGUUUCACUACGGUUUCAGCCAUUGUAAUUGCUUUAUCACAAGCAAAAUACUUUUUGGGGUAUGAAAUUGAUCGAAGCAGCGAGAUUGUGCCAAUAAUCAAGAGCAUAAUAGCUGGAGCUGAUCAGUUCUCAUGGCCUCCUUUUGUAAUGGGAUCUGUGAUUCUCGCUAUAAUUCAGACCAUGAAGUUUCUGGGAAAAUCAAGGAAGCACCUGAAUUUCUUGAAAGCAAUGGGUCCCCUUACAGCAGUUGUUCUUGGCACAACUUUUGUGAAGAUAUACCAUCCACCAUCGAUUACUUUGGUAGGAGAUAUACCUCAGGGCAUUCCCGGCUUUUCCAUUCCUAAAAGUUUUCAAUAUGCGAAGUCUUUAAUUCCAACUGCACUUCUCAUUACUGGUGUAGCCAUCUUGGAAUCUGUUGGGAUUGCCAAAGCAUUAGCAGCCAAAAAUGGGUAUGAGCUGGAUUCAAAUCAAGAGUUGUUUGGUCUAGGUGUUGCCAAUAUCUUUGGGUCAUUCUUUUCAGCAUACCCCACAACAGGUUCCUUCUCCCGGUCAGCAGUGAAUCAUGAGAGUGGGGCAAAAACCGGCUUAUCCGGAAUUAUAGCAGGAAUCAUAAUGUGUUGUGCUCUGAUGUUCUUGACUCCAUUAUUUGAGUACAUACCACAGUGUGUUCUGGCUGCUAUAGUAAUCUCUGCUGUUAUAAGCCUGGUGGAUUAUGAAGAGGCAAUUUUCUUAUGGCGCGUAGAUAAGAAAGAUUUUCUUCUUUGGACCAUUACAGCUGCUACAACAUUGUUUCUGGGAAUUGAGAUAGGUGUCCUUGUUGGGGUAGGUGUUUCACUUGCCUUCGUCAUUCACGAAUCAGCAAAUCCUCAUAUCGCUGUCUUGGGGCGUCUUCCUGGCACCACUGUUUAUAGGAACAUUGAACAGUAUCCGGAAGCAUACACUUACAAUGGAAUCGUGAUCGUUCGUAUCGACGCCCCCAUAUAUUUUGCGAACAUAAGUUAUAUCAAAGACAGAUUACGAGAAUACGAAGUUGUGAUUGAUAAAUCAGCGAGACGUGGACCAGAAGUUGAAAGAAUUUAUUAUGUGAUUUUGGAGAUGGCACCUGUUACAUACAUAGACUCGAGUGCUGUCCAAGCUCUGAAAGACUUGCACCAAGAAUACAAAUCACGGGAAAUCCAGAUAGCCAUAUCCAACCCGAACCGGGAGGUCCUUUUGACCUUAUCAAAAUCCGGUGUCGUAGAGUUGAUUGGUAAGGAAUGGUACUUCGUGAGAGUGCAUGAUGCAGUCCAAGUUUGCCUCCAGCGUGUUCAGAGCAUAACAGAAUCUCCAAAAGCAUCAGAUACAUCACAUGAUGGAAAACCGAGUUUCUUCCAGAGAUUGCUGAAACAGAGAGUGGAAGAUUUAUCAGUUUCCGAGCUAGAAUCUGGUAAUAAGACUAGCGAGCCUUCGGAUUCAACGCACAUAGACCCUCAAUUGGAGCCCUUGUUGAGCCGAAGGUCUUGAAACUUGCUUCAUCUGAAGCAAAGUCCCAAUAAUGCCAUUCUUUUAACAAGACAUUUCCGAUACCGAUUAUUGUUCAAUUCUUCACAAUGUAGUUUUAGUACCUAGAACUUCCGCUGUUGUAUUGUUAUUGCUUUGUAACAUGAUUGUAUUUGGGUUUGUAACUUAUUGUUUAUCAGCUCUGUAAAGCAAACUUCUAUGCAAACUUGAUUCAAUCAAAUGACUAUGAUUUAAAUC
Hibiscus syriacus is the source of this 2491-nucleotide messenger RNA. RefSeq names its product probable sulfate transporter 4.2. The record is from RefSeq and is a predicted model, not a curated record. Lineage: Eukaryota; Viridiplantae; Streptophyta; Magnoliopsida; Malvales; Malvaceae. Gene Ontology annotation, cellular component: membrane. The coding region runs from base 110 to 2257 and encodes 715 amino acids. Gene Ontology annotation, molecular function: secondary active sulfate transmembrane transporter activity. The transcript is spliced from 17 exons. Gene Ontology annotation, biological process: transmembrane transport.